AUGCAGGAGCCCAACCAGGCGACGCUUCACACCGGCUCGGGAUGCUCCAUUCCGAACUCGGGCGAUUUCUCGGGCUCCGUCAUCGCUUCCGACUGCGAUAGCUCGGACAAUGUGAACAACAAUAUCGGGUGCGGGAUCAAGUUCUCGGCGGCAAACAGCUACGGGCAUAGCUUCAAUCUCAACCAGGGAGGCUUCUUCGCGAGCGAGCGUUCGAGUACCGAAGUCAAGAUCUGGUUCUGGGCUCGCAAUGCGAACAACAUCCCAAGCGACGUUCUGCACGGCUCGAACACAAUCAACACCAAUAACUGGGGCAAGCCGCAGGCGUUCUUUUCCAACGCGCAGUGCAACAUCGGGAGCCACUUCUCGAACAACAAUAUCAUGAUCAACCUGAACUUCUGCGGGGAUCUCGCUGCCAACUCGUAUGCGUCAUCGGGUUGCCCUGGCACAUGCAGCGACUUUGUGAGGAACAAUCCUGCUGCGAUGAACAACGCCUACUUCAACAUCAUGUGGUUGAAGGUGUACGAGUAG
This is a messenger RNA of Peniophora sp. CBMAI 1063, 528 nucleotides long. The record is from the annotation of a GenBank genome assembly. Lineage: Eukaryota; Fungi; Basidiomycota; Agaricomycetes; Russulales; Peniophoraceae.